This is a messenger RNA of Helobdella robusta, 1973 nucleotides long. RefSeq lists its product as hypothetical. Lineage: Eukaryota; Metazoa; Annelida; Clitellata; Rhynchobdellida; Glossiphoniidae. Gene Ontology annotation, biological process: maturation of SSU-rRNA from tricistronic rRNA transcript (SSU-rRNA, 5.8S rRNA, LSU-rRNA). The coding region runs from base 28 to 1401 and encodes 457 amino acids. Gene Ontology annotation, molecular function: RNA binding. The transcript has 15 exons. Gene Ontology annotation, cellular component: nucleolus; intracellular anatomical structure. The record is from RefSeq and is a predicted model, not a curated record.
AGCGAUUAUGUUGGUUCAUGUGUUGAUAUGGUCCUGAAAAUUCAUGUAGAAAAACCGGCCAAUGAAGACAUCUUAGUGUUCUUAACUGGUCAAGAUGAGAUUGAAAGGGCUAUUCAACUGCUUCUCUGGAAGCGUCAGUCAUCUAUUUACGAUGAUUCAGCAGUCUUCAUACCACUAGCGUUCUACACUGCUCUGCCACUAGAUGAACUGAACAAAGUUUUUGAACCAGCCCCGCCUGGUAUGAGGAAGGUUGUGUUUAGUACAACACUAGCUGAGACCUCGCUGACCAUAAGAGGUAUUAAGUACGUCGUUGAUUGCGGCAAGGCUAAAGUUAGGACCUUCGAGCCUGUUAGUGGCCUUGACAUUUUGAAGGUCAGGGUGAUAUCCCAGGCACAGGCCAAUCAGAGAGCGGGUAGAGCCGGUCGAGAAUCGGAUGGCGUAUGCUACAGGAUGUACUCGAUGGAUAAGUUUAACUCCAUGAAAAAAACUUCCGUGCCUGAAAUUAAGAGGACCAACUUAUCCAGCGUUAUACUACAACUCUUAUAUUGGGGUGUCCGUGACAUCACUUCCUUCGACUUCCUGGACAAACCUAAACCGCAGACCCUGGCAAAAGGCGUGCAGAUGUUGAAAUGGCUAGGUGCUAUAGUGGAUGAUGGCGGUAACUGUGAUGACGACGACAAGAAAUUAUACAAGCUGACAGCUGUGGGCAAGCAGAUGGUAAAGUUCCCAUUACUUCCUCAGUACUCCAAAAUCAUCAUUAACGCCAACUCUUACGGAUGCUUGCCGGAGAUUCUGAAUAUAAUAGCUAUGCUGUCUGCUGAUAACAUACUCGUUGACGUCUUAAAUAAGAGAAACGAAAUCAGGAUAAAUAGGUCUGUCCUUGAGGAUAAUUCAGGUGACCUAAUAACCUACUUAAGAAUAUUCAGUGAAUACAAUAAUGUCAACGAUAAAGAGAAAUGGUGUAAGAAGUAUUAUAUAAACGAGAGAUCCAUGAGAGUGGCGGCCAGUAUAAAGUAUCAGUUGAAGCAGCUCUGCAUUCACGAAGGCUUCAAGAUGGAUUCUAGAACCGGACGAGAUUACGAUACGAUUAUACAGUGCCUGUGUACAGGGUUAUUCAUGAAUUAUGCCAGACAUGCUGUCGAUAGAUUUCUCACAAACGAUAGCCAGGAGGCAAAGAUUCACCCAUCGUCGUUCCUCGCCAAGAAGUCAAACGCCGGCGCGCACGUAAUCUACUGCGAAUUAGUGCACUCAAAUGAGGUAUACAUGCGUUACGUUAGCAACGUUCAUCCGGACUGGGUCAAAAAUGCUGCCCCAACUACGUACGAGAUCAAAAAAUUAGUACAGCCCGAUCCGGAUGAUGUUAAAAGGAGGAAGAGAGAUAUAAAAAUGGGAUUGAAGUAGUUUUGUGAAAGAUAUCCAGAUUGAUUGAUUAAUUGGUUAAUUUGUUUAUAGAUUCAUUUAAUUGAUUUAUUGUAUUGUGUUGUUGUGAUGUGUAAUAUAAUUGAAAACCAUGUAUGUGUAUGUCAUUUGUGUUUAUGUAGAAUAAAGUAGAAUGUCAUAUGAACAUAUGUGUGAGAUAGAUAGAUAGAUAGAUAGAUAGAGAGAGAGAGAGAGAGAGAGAGAGAGAGAGAGAAACAGAGAUGGAUUCUAUUUAACACAUAAACUGCUUUAAGGUUCCUUUAUAAUUUUAGUGACAUCUGUCAAAAAUUCGUCAUUGUGAAGAUACUUUGCUAAUGAGCGAGUUAUGAGAUGGGACGUUCGUUCGUCAGUAUCUCAACAGAAAAUUGAAUUCAAACGCAGUUUAUAUUGUUUUAAAACUAAUUGCCAGACACAAGUGGCGUGGAAUACGCGCAACCCAACGGUCAUUAUGAUACUGUACUAAAUAAUAAAAUGAAAAUAAAUAUCUACAAAGUGAUCAACUCGAAAACCCGUUCAACCAAUCAAAUCCAUUGGUCAUUCAAAUCAACCAAUCA